Salvia hispanica is the source of this 1814-nucleotide messenger RNA. Its product is annotated as fatty acyl-CoA reductase 2, chloroplastic-like. Lineage: Eukaryota; Viridiplantae; Streptophyta; Magnoliopsida; Lamiales; Lamiaceae. Gene Ontology annotation, biological process: long-chain fatty-acyl-CoA metabolic process; suberin biosynthetic process. Gene Ontology annotation, molecular function: alcohol-forming very long-chain fatty acyl-CoA reductase (NADP+) activity. Gene Ontology annotation, cellular component: intracellular membrane-bounded organelle. The record is from RefSeq and is a predicted model, not a curated record.
UGAGCCAUGUUACAACUAACAAAGAGCCCUCUUUUCUGUCCAGCAACUAGGGAAAUUAAGGGAAUGUCUUGUGACAGACCCAAGAUUUCCUUUUUGUGCAAUGAUCUAAACGAAAUCCAACUACAAAGGAUAUAUUCCAAAAAUAGUAAGAUAAAUGCAACAGUUAUUGACGGCUUUAAAGCUGUUACUAAAGAACUAGAGAUGCCAUCAAUGGUGGAUUCUGGCUUAGGAAUUGGAAUAUCCAAUUUUUUUGAAGGAAAGAACAUUUUCCUUACUGGUGGAACUGGCCUUCUAGGAAAAGUACUUGUGGAGAAGAUGCUAAGGUCAACACCACUGGGAAAAAUAUAUGUAUUAAUAAAAGCAGAUAAUCCGAAAGCAGCAUGGGAUAGAUUGUUUAAAGAACUUAUAAACUCGGAGUUAUUUGGAUGCAUACAAGAAAAACAUGGAAAAUGUUACCAAGAAUUUAUAAAGGAGAAGGUGAUACCAAUUGUUGGUAAUAUUUGUGAGCCAAACUUAGGCAUGGAUUUGGAUUCUGCUCGAGCAAUAAUGGAAGAUGUCAACGUUAUCAUUGAAUCUGCAGCUAUUACAACCUUGAAUGAAAGGUACGAUUUGUUACUUGACACUAAUGUUAAUGGCCCUCAAAGACUAAUGAGGUUUGCUAAAUCAUGCAAGAACCUUGAGCUACUUGUCCAUAUUUCAACCGUGUAUGUCAAUGGUGAGAAAGAAGGGAUCAUCUUAGAGGAGCCGUUAACUAUGGGGGAGAAUAGAAGAAAUGGCAACGGAGAAAUAUGUCUGCCCCUUGACGUUAGUGAUGAAAUAAAUUUGGCAUUGAGAUCAUGCAAGGCUACUUCAAACUAUGAUACCACCAAAGAUAUGAAAAGGCUUGGAAUGGAAAGAGCGAAGUCGUAUGGAUGGUACAAUACUUAUCACUUGACCAAAGCAAUGGCUGAAAUGGUAAUUCAUGAAACAAGAGGAGAUAUACCAGUGCUAAUCAUUAGACCAUCGGUUAUAGAGAGCUGCUAUAGAGAACCUUACCCCGGUUGGAUACAAGGAAAUAGGAUGUUUGAUCCGAUCAUUAUUUCAUAUGGAAAGGGACAGCUUCCUGCCUUUUUAGGCAAACCAGAUACACCCAUGGAUGUGAUUCCAUUAGACAUGGCGGUGAACACAACAAUUGCAGCUAUUGCUAAGCAUGGGAAAAUGCAUAAACCAGAAAUCAAUGUCUACCACUUGGCUUCCGAUCUAGUCAACCCAUUGCGAUAUUCACAAUUUUUUGAAUAUAUUCGCGAUUACUUCACCUCAGAGCCUCUAAUCCAGUCUGAAACUUUUACUCGAAUCAAUUACUAUGAUGAUUUAAAAAGUAUAAAAUAUUUUGACAAUUUCGACGAAUUUUCAAGCUAUACGAGAGACGAGAUAAAUGAACGAUUUGGCGGGAAGACGAAUCAGAUCAAAAUACAAAAGCAAUGUAAAGCAAAAGCUGCAUAUGCUGAGAACUUGUGCAAGAUGUAUGAAUUUUUAGGAUUUUUCAAAGCAAGGUUCGAUGUUGGCAACACGCAGAAAUUAUUGUCUGAAAUGUCGAUAGAAGAGAAAAACAGCUUUGCAGUUGAUGUAAGAGAAAUAAAUUGGAGGAAAUAUUUUCAGGAAAUUCACAUUCCUGGUUUGAGAAAGCACGUGCUCAACGACAAAAGGAUAUCUCUCUAGUGCUAAUGAAUUUGUUAUGUUUGACGUUUUCUUUCUUCCUGUUUAAUGCAAGAGAGGAUGCUACUACGUGUAUUUUUAUUUGGAAAAAUUCUAAAAAUUAUGUCUUAAUAAUAUAC